This is a messenger RNA of Lineus longissimus, 15355 nucleotides long. Its product is annotated as centrosomal protein of 152 kDa-like. Bases 239 to 6970 code for a protein of 2243 amino acids. Lineage: Eukaryota; Metazoa; Nemertea; Pilidiophora; Heteronemertea; Lineidae. The record is from RefSeq and is a predicted model, not a curated record. Gene Ontology annotation, biological process: centriole replication. Gene Ontology annotation, cellular component: centrosome. The transcript has 28 exons.
UAAAAUGGCUAACCUGGCCCCCUAAAUUCUUUUGGAGUAUUCUCAGGCGCAUUUGCUUUUGACUGUAUUUAUAGUCAGGACUUGGUCGUUCAGCUGCAUGAUGCAUGAACAAUCAUGAAUUGGUCUUCGUUGCACUUUCAUCUUUAAAAUAUUCAUGAUGGAACUUGGAGGGAACUUUUGUGCUGAUCACUUUCCCUGUCUUCAAUUGAGGUUUUAUUGUCGUAGCUGAGUGACGUCAAUGCAUGGGAAAAUGGAGCCGGGGAAUAGUAUGUACUUUGAUGCGCAAGCCCUGCAGGACCAGGAUGAGGCCGAGUUACUCAGGGAGGAAGAGGAACAACAAAAAGAGCUUCAAGAACGCCUUGCGGCAGAAUUUGACGACUUGAUCGACGAUGACGAGAGCGACUCGACGGAUGUGACAUCAUCAGGAGAGAUGGAUAGUUCACAUAACGUGACGGGGGAGUCCGCAGUGCAAGUGGAGGAACAGAAAAAUGAGAAAGUUCCCGAUCAACAGACAGAUGGUUGGCCGGCCCAGGGCAAAGGGUCAUCUCAAGAACAAGAAUUAGUCUCACCUGGGCACCAGAUGAGCCCCCGAUAUCAAUAUCCAGACUACAACAUGCGCCCUCAGAACUAUUAUGAUUAUCAGGGCGAACUGCACGGAAAUUAUCCCCAUGGAGAAAACCUGGAAAAUCAUGUAGAAUGGGAGCAGCAGCGGUCCCCAUACGGGCCAAUAGGGGGCGAGUACAUGUACGAUCAUGGAAAAGAUGGCCACCAGGAUUAUCAGGUUGCGCAUAUGGCGCCGAUUCACGAGGAAUAUGCCUACCAGGAGGGUUACGAUCAACCACAAUAUAUGAAUGGUCCCGGAUACUAUCCCGAUGGUUACUAUCCAGAUGGUUACCACGGUUAUGGCACCAGUGAUGGACAUUAUAUGAGCUCGCAAGAAAGCACGUUUAGUCCCCAUCACGAGUAUCAAAGUCAUCCAGAACAGUUUCCGGAAUAUCCGACGGACAUUAAUCAUAAUUCACCCCAUUCUGCACCAUUCUCGCCCAAAAAUUACGAUGGUUCAUCGCCGCGAGCUGCUCAUCUUGUAAACAGUGCUAAAAGUCCCAAAGAUUUGGAGAACUAUAAAGUACAGUAUGUGCAACAGACUCAGGCUGAUGGGAAACAGGAAACGGGUGAGAUACAGGAAGCGGAUAGUAAGGAAAGUAAGAAGGCCGAGACGGAUAGGCAGUUUAUUGAACAAGGUGGUGCUCCAGAUACGCGGCAGUUGGCCCAGUUACAGAUCCUUUACAGUGCCCGAGGCCGCAAACUCGACGAAAUGACGCGGAACUACGAAGCGCUGAAGGAGGAAGCAGCAAGAGAUACGCGGAUUAUGAAACACAAGUUGGCGAAAAUUGAAGGGGAAAAAGAGGGUUUAUCCGCAAGCCUGAAUCAGAGCCAGGCGUUACUGCAUCAAGCCCAGGAUGAAAAUAGUCGCAAUCGGUCUACGAUAUCAAGCUUGACGUCUCAGUUGGAUUCACUGAACAAAACCAGAGCAGAGUAUGAAAAGAAUAUAGAAGAUGCAGAAUCAACAAUAUCGGAUCUCAACCAACAGCUGAUUGACCUCACAACCGCCGACUGCAUGUCACGAGCACGGGACCGCCAUGAUACACUCAUUCACAGCAUCAAGCAGAAACACGAUCGUGAAAUGUUCGCUUUGAAAGAAAAGAUGGAUGAGACUACGAAAAUUCUGGAAGAAAAGAAAGAUGAGGUCGAGUCACUUCGCCAGCAGUUGUCAACGGUGAUGAAAUCUUCAGAGUCUUCAAAUCUUGACCGCAUCAACGCCAUUAAUAAACUGACACAGAGUCUCGAUGAGAGUCAGCAAAGGUGUCGUGAACUUCUUGAAAAAGGUUCGCCAGAAGAAGUGAACCGCCUCAAAGUCCAAGUUGUCCAAGCGGAAGCCUCCAAGUCCAUCAGUGACGACCUCUGCCAGGCCUUGCAGGAUGAACUCCAAGACCUCAAGGAGCAGCUGUCCAUGUACGAAUCGGCCGCAUCAUUUGGUGUCCACCCAUCACCCGCGCCGAAGUCAGGUUCACGAGCGGCGUCGCCGACCGAGGGAUGUCAUUCUGAUUCAUUUGUUCAGUUGAACAUCAAGGGUGGUGUUGAGAGUAAGAUACCACGAUUGGACACGUCGUUCAGCGGCAGACAGACACCACCACCCAGUGAGGGAACCCUUAAACAAGUCAAAGUGGAAUUUGAACGCUGUCUUCUAAAUUAUCGCCAAAAACAAGCCCAGGUCCGUAAACUACAAGACGUCAACAUGGCCAUGAAAAAAGACCUGACAGAGGCAAGACGCCAAUAUGAAAACCUGAACUUGACCUUGAAGCAGGAGACUGAGAGAAUUGAAGUUUUUCAGGUCAAGGUUGCAGACUAUGAGAAAGGUCAAGGUCAGAAGACACCGUUGGAGGAGCGGUUGGAACGCGAUGUGGCAAAGUUGGAGGGGGAGAAAUUGGAGUUAGCGGCAGAGGUUGAGGCUCUGCAGAACAGACUUGAAGACUUUGCCAACAACGAAGAACGUUUGACAGAGAUGAAUAAUGAACUGAACACGGAGCUGUCACAGGUCAUGAGGAAUUUUAGUGAUGAGAAAAUGUCCAAUCAAGAAAGAUACCAUGCCACGCUCCAACAGCAUUAUGAGGAAGCAAAAGAUCGCAUCCGUGAUGAACUCGUCCAAAACUUCAACGAGGAGAGACGGAAACUCAUCGCCAGUUAUCAGUCACAGGUCGAAGAAACGCGGGUCAAACUCGACGAGACAGUGAAGGAACUGCUGAGUGUGAAAGAUAGUUACGUGACAGUCUGCCGUGAGAAGGAUAGUAUUGAAGAGCGCAUUAAGAAUGACUGUCGGGAGGCGUACGAUAAACGAAUUGAAGAGCUAAAGGAGCAGCUGGUUCAAGAAAAGGAAGAAGAAUUACAAAAACUUCGCCGGUCGUUAUUGGAAACAAAUCAGGUUACCAUGGCAACUGCUAAAGAUAAAUGGUGGAAGGAGAAAGAGGAGGACAUGAAGAGAGAGGUUGAGGCUCAGGUUGCCAUGGCAAAAGUGGAGUGGUUCGAGGAACAUAAGAGCGAGAAGCAGGCAGCCGUUGAAUCUGCCACGAAGAAUGCUGAACGAGAGUGGAAAAUACGUCUUGAGACAGAGGUGGAAAGUCGACUGGAAAACAGAAUGAAAGAAGCUGAAGAAAUGUGGCUCGACUCGCAGAAAUGUCAAGUAGACAAUCUUGUCGAAAAACAGAUCAAAUCUGAAAAGGAAAAACUGCAGACCAAAUUCCAGAAUGAUUUGAAAAAUGAAGAAAAACGCUGGGAAAAGGAGGCAGAGAGUCGUCAAGAAGUUGCGAUACAGAGGGCGCUCUCAAAGGCAAAGGCUGAUUGGUUAAAGUCGCGUAAGGAGAGCGAGAGCAUUAUGAGGUCUGAUGUUGAGACGUCGUUGAUGAGGAAACACCAGUCGAAUAUGGAGAAAGAGAUUGCUCAGGCGUUGAAGGUGGCUCGUGAAAAGUGGGUCGCGGAAAAACAAGCCGAGAUUACGGAGCUGAUGGAGAAUAAUAAAAACCUUCUGGAGACGGAGCUGCAAGGGAAACUCGAGGAGAGGAUACGGGAACUGGAACAGGAGGUUGAUAAACUGAAGCGUAUCCGUGACCGCCUCGAGAAAGAAUUACAAAUCUUCAAGGAGGCAUCGGAAGAAGAGAAAGAGACUCUGAUUAAGCUGAAGGACAUCGAGGUGGAGAGUUUGAAGUCAAGACGUGACAAGCUCGAGCAAGAUUUCACCAGCAUGAAGAAGGCUUGGUUUCUCGAGAAGCAGGAGCUGAUCGAUGGCCACCAGACGGCGCUCCAGAAGAAGGAGACUGAGCUAAAGAACUUCCGACAGCUCUGCAACCGUUUAGAGAUCGACUGCAAGAGUUUAUCCGUCGAAAAAGAAGGACUGGAAUCUGAGUAUGCGACAUUAAAACUACGCCGUGAAGACUUGGAACGCGAGUUCCGCAGCGCAAAAGAGAGUUGGUUGUUGGAAAAAGAGGAAUUGAUCCGACGGGCAGAUGUUGAGAAGCGUCAGGCAGUGAAUGCCGUCGAUGAUCAGCAUGAAGAGGACAGGAAGGCUUUGGUAGAUGAACAUAAUGAUAUGUUGGAGCGCGCACUGAAGGCAGCGAAGGAACAGUUUGAAAAAGAAAUGGCCCAACUGAUGGCGUCGCACGAAGCUGAUGUCGAGCGGUUACGAGAACACGAGCGCAAAUCACUUGAAAGUUUCGCUGAAAACGAUUCAGACAAAAGUAUUAUUAGGGAGAUGGAGUCGAAGUUCAGCUGGGAACGAAACGAAGUUGAACGGAUCUGGCAGAAGAAACUUGUCGAGGCACAGACACGUUAUGACAAGGAGUGUGAGGAACUGACAAAACAUUUCCAGGAGAACGUCACACAGUUACGCGACCGAUACGAACGUGAGCAGAAAGAUCGCGAGAUGUCCUUUAAUGAGAAGUUACAGAUGGCUAAGGAGGAGGCUAAGAAGGAAAGGGAAAGCUUGGAGAAAGGCUGGGAGAAGAAGUUGGAGUGGACGCGUGAGGCGUAUGAGAAGGAGAAGCAGAUUCUACAUGCAUCUCAUAGAGAGGAUAUGAAGAGAGCUCUGGAACAGGUCAAAAAAGAAAAGGAGGCAGAAAACACAUUCUUGAAACAAGAAUGGCAGACACAGCAAUCGCAGUUACUCCAGGAACUCGCUCGGCAGGAGCAAAUGUUACAAGGUGCUGACCACCAUAUUGAGGCUGAGAUUGAGCGCUUGCGCAAAGAUCUGGAAACUGAGCAUGAGGACCGUUUACACAAGGAGCUGGAAAGUCUUCAGGUUCGCUAUGAAACGGAAUUCAGCCGUACAGUGGAUAGUUCUACCGGUGAGCGCCAGCGCCUCCAAGACGAACUGGAAAAGACAUCGAAACAGUUAAAGGACUUGGAACUCAAGUAUGAAAAGGUGAUCAUGUCAUAUCAAGAAAAACUAAACAUGACGUCUGCCACAUUAGAAAAAUAUGAGCAACAUAAAGAAGAAAUGAAGAACAGUUUAGAAAUGGAGUAUAACGAUAUGAUCGAUAGUUGCGAGCGUGAGAAAAACGAUUUUGCAACAAAGUUGGAACUGUGCCAAGAGCAGUUACACCGGGUGAGAAACGAGCGGGAAGAGAUUGAAAUUGUGCACGCAAAAUGUGAGAAACGAUUGGCGGAGCUGCGGGAUCGGAUACGGAAAGCUGAGCGUCAGAUAUUGGAUUCAGAAAAUCAGCGGAAACAGGAUCUAGAACAGUUGAAGAAGAGUAUGGAAGCUCACCACCAGGUGGUUGUCGAGGCGAUGAAGGCCAAAGUUAUCGAGGUCAGGAAGCAUCACACUGUCGCCAUGGAAAUGCUCAAGAAACAGCAUAUCGUCGAGAAACAGGAGUUGACGAAGCGAACUCUACAGGAUGUCACGAAUAAAAUAUCUCAGACGGAGAAUAUAGCGAAUGUCGAAAAAUCUGCAAUGGAGGAAAUGAGGACAUAUUACCUCAAUACCGUCAAUAAAAUCAGAGAUGAUGUCAUGAAGCAUGUAAACGAAACGAACAACCGAGCUGCCAAGACGGUGCGAAUGGAAAUGAGCAAGGAACGUCAGACUACCGCCAAAACGCUCAAACAGCACUACCUGCAGUGUUUCAGACAACUUCUUGCUCAAAAUGAGGAAAACCUUAACUCUGAUGCCAAACUGACUGCAAUGGAGAAAGCCCUCGAUCUUGCCCCGAUCAAGGGGUCUUCCGGGUCCCGCUGCUCUACCCCACAACCACAGUCAGCCUUCUCGCCUACAUCAAACAACUUCACACCCGUACCAGAUUCCAACGACUCACGGUCCCGCAACACGAGCAAAUCAUUCAACCAAUCAAACACAAGUAAAUCAUGUCAUUCGGAUAGCAACCUAUCAAAAUCAAGCAGAUUCAACCAAUCGGAUGGCAAUGUUUCAAUGAAAGCUGACGCCACAACGAACACAGAAAACUCCCUUGAUUCAUCAGUGCAGAAAUAUUGGAAUUCUGUGGAGAAGAAUCGGAAUGUUCCUCGUUCCAGUGAGAAAUACCCUGUACGGAAUAUUAGCCCUAGUCGAACGGCAAACGUGAAACAGGUUUUGAUGUCUUCCAGGGGUCAUUCAGAGGUCAGUAUUUCUGGCGUGCACGAACUGUGUCUGUCGCAGCCUGAGAGCCUAGAGAAAUUUACACGGGACCGAGCCUCACCAGAUCUGGAUAACACGCAGCCAAGCCGGGAUGUGAACACGUCCGGGUAUCGCUCCAUGUCCUACCUGUCGCGGAGUCCUGAGAGCGAUCGGUCACAUGUUUUAAAAGAAGGACAAAGGUCACCUACGUCCAAAUCGUUGCCUGUGGCCAUUUUUAACAAUAAAUACGGAAAAAUUGAUAUGGCCAAAGACGUAAGAAAUAAUUCGUAUAAGUACAUUUCAUUGCGGAAUUCCAAUAAAGGACAAAGUUCGGUUUCGACGAGUAUGAAUUUUAAUUCGUACAUCGGCGAGGAUAUGCAAAAUAGCCAUUUGUUUGACAGCAACAUUGACUUGGCCGAGGUUGGAUUGAAUAAACUUCCAAUGCAACCGCGGCCCUAUAAUCCUCCUGCUGAGCGACUCAUAUCGGAGGACAGUGAAUCAAAAACAAGCUCGACAUCGACAUGCACAACGCCCAGUUGCGACGGCAGUAAAACGGGGAAUAAACUAGACCAGGAUGUCUUACAAAACCGGCAAAAGUCAGACGUAAAAAAAUUGCAUUAUUGUCAAAAUACAGGUGACGCCGCAGACUUGACCCCACGGAAAUCAUUGCGAUCGUCAAAAUCAAAGUCGACGGAAAAGUCGGGAAAGAAAACCAACCACGCAUCACGUCAUCAAGGAGAUACAAACGUGAAGUUACUGAAACCACUCGCGAUGUGUACGCGGCAUACUCAGGUACCUUCGCCACCAUUUUGAGGUGCAAAAUAUAGAUCCCAUUUUGAACUAAUUUCUUUUAUCCUAAUGUUCAAAUACUGCUGUUCAAAAGUCACGUACUUCCAUGUGCUUGUAGCUCUAUAUAAAUAUCCUAUUUAAUGAAAUUGAUUGAGGUUUUUAGGGUAGCAGACUCCCCAAGGAAGAUCAUUGACAAUUGACAUUGAUUACAUGUUAUAGCGAGCGAGCAAAGAGGUAGAUUUUAAGAUACGUUGUACCUGUGCUCAUGAUUUGCCUUAACCCUUUAGCCAGCAAUCAUCACUGUAGCGAUUAUCUAAAUCUAUUAUUAAUUUCCAAUACUAAUGUUGCCUUGAGACGAAUACCAGAUGUCUACCCAGAAUCAGAUAAAGCAUGAGCAAGAACGAGCCAUUUCAGGGCUUGUUUGCAUGCACUGCCUGGGAGGAUCGUUCGCUUUUUCUAAGAACUGCAUCCUGUGAGCAUACACAAUAAAAAAAGGUCUGCAUGGGUUUAAAAAACUUUUCAGCAACUGUCUGAGGUCUAUUUUAAAAGAUGUAGAUCCUGUGUAGAAAGAUACUUUAUUGAGUUUUUGAAUUUUUUCGUUUUUUCUUGAGAAAAGUUCUCAGGUUCUAUUCUCAUUUUUUCUGGUUAACCUAUGUCACCACACACAUGGUUUCUCUGUCGUUGUGUUGGGUUGUUCAUGAGUGGUGUAGGCCAUGGGCUAGCCGGCCCAACCAACUACGCUGCUGUAAACCGCCAACUUUAACCAUUGCACAAACGGAAUCAGUUUAGACAUUCCUUGCAAUUUGUCACUAUCAACCGUACAGACUGUUGGUGCAUUUUCCUCUAGAUGUGAUGCAAGUCAUGCUUGUACAUGUUAAGAACCUUAUUACCAGUUGAGCACAACGUUAUCUCGUUAAAAUACUCCAACAACACAGUUUUUCCAAGAACAAUGAAAACUCUCCUUUCAAAGGACAGGAUAGCUCAACAAGUUGGAAGGCCUGUCUGAUUCUUGGCAUGCUGGGGAGUUGAUUCACUAGGGUGAUGACAAGAUUUCCAAGUGUUUAUCUUGUCUUUAUGUGUGUGUAAUAGGGUAAGGAGGAGAGGCCUUAAUAGCAAGUUCCCUCCUCCUUAUAACAAGAUUUCUGCUUUUUUAGUUCUUCUAUCAAGGGAAGGAGCAUGGAAACAAAAUUACUAAGCUAAGAGAAGAAGCUUGAUUGUUUGUUAUGUAUAAACAUUUGUCGGCGUAUCUAUUUACUUAAAAUCUGUGACACUAUCUAAUAUUUGUCUUCUCGAAUGGUUUUCCAUCUGGUCACGUGAGUUGAGUUUUGAACAUGGUCAGCCCUUAGGUGUAUUUCGUACACAAGAGUAUUUUGAAUUUCUGGAUUUUUGUGUGACUCUAUUAACAAGACACCCUAGAUCAUUAUUGUGCCUCCAGAGUGAAAUUCGAAAAGAGACCAUCACAGCUGACAUGGCUGAAUAGUAGUCCCGUAAAGCCCUCGUACUAUUUUAGCCAACCAAAGCAGCCUAAUUUGUUUGCUCUUAAAAUUGGUGCUGGCAUCAUGAUAACUUCGAGCAGAGGUUGAAGGUUUGGUUGGACAGUUAAAAAAUAUCCUGAAAUUUGAUUAUUCAUAUUCAACGUGUAUUUGCUAAUCCUUUAGAGUUCCUCAAAUGUUUACUCCCGGAGGUAAGCAUCCAGUGUCAUGUGAUGACGUGCAUGAUGUGCAUGAGAGUCGGAUGACAGCGUGGAUGUUCCCUAUUCUCACAACUAUUCUUCAUCUGAUCCUCCUGCUUUGUUUAAUCCACCUUUAAACGCCCAGGUAUGAUUCCGGAAUUGCAUCUCGGGCGAAUUUUUAACCAUUUUUUGGGAAGGGGCACUUUCAUCUUUGGUGUUUUUCGUCUUCGCAGUGAUGAAGCAAGCCAUUCCAUUGGUCAAACUCAUAUACUCAGCAAGAAAAACAACUAUUAGUAUAUUACGACACUGGUCGAGAGAACGAUUUAUGAUACAAAUGUAGCAACCAAUCAAUCUGAAUUUUAACCCUUUUGCUGUGGAAGCCAUUUUUGGCCUGCACCAGCCUGUGCAGAUCAGUGGAAAGCAAUGCUGAAUAGUGCUUACUUUAAUCUAAAUGGGCAAAUAAUAUUAAAAGGUGUUGCCACCUAAAGGCUUUAAAUUAAACUCAUGUUUGCCGUGUGCGUAUGACAUGUCUAUGGAAGGGCAUGACAAGCACAUGACCCGCACAUGAUCUGGACAUAUGACAUAAAGUGCUAAGCAAGUCAUUCACAGCAAAAGAUGUUGUUGACAUGUUUCCUUCCUCUUCUAUGGAGUCUGUUCAGCUGAUUUUAUAUUGUUCAUCUGACCAGUUUUUCUGCCUUAAAGGUCGUAAAUAGUGUCAUCAUUGGUGACAUGUGCUGUAAAUCCCUUGCCUGGCAUGUUCCAUAUCCCAGUAAUGUCAGGUAUGUUGGUGUGACUUUCCAACGCAAGUGUUUAAUCAACAUUCGCUGAAACCUUUGUGUCAUCCCCAAGGUCACCCUAAACAUUUUUAAAACAUGUCCUCAGCGUUGAAAGGCAUAGGCAUGACAGAUCAGGCAUAACCAGUGGUUACCUUGUGGUUUUUGAUGCGACCGCAUCAUUGUUGUUUGUCAUGUGGAGUGAACUUGAUAAUACCCUGAAGCCAGCACUUUUCUCAUUUCUAGGCUCAUUUUGUCACUCAUGAGCGCAGAGCUUUAGUUUUUCACAGACAGUUUUUUUUAAUUUAGGCAGUUAAGUGGACAAAACAAAAUCUCUCAGCUGGGCAGACUCCUAUUGUUUUCAGUUGGUUAUGAUGCUGACGACGCUGGGCGCUGGUAGCCCUACAAAAGAUGCUGGCAUCUUAUUCAAAACAAAAAAUUUUAAAAAUCCAAAAACAAAUAUUUAUUUAGUUUGCAGUAUGUACUUGAUUAGAUGGUGGUGGUCCCCUCUGGCCCCACGGGAAAACUCCAGCAUUUUCUGGGAUUUGACCUCUUGGUGCAUUGGUCAUUAGUUCUCUUUGGAACAGUGUCCGACACUGACAGCCCAUAGAACCAAAAGUGACAGCAACUACAGGUCAUUACAAAAGUAAUCAAAUACAAAAAGAACACCACGAUUUAACCAAGCAUGUACUGGAUUUUUCACCGGUCAGUUUAACUACUGUGUGAGUUGUUCAUGAAAGUGUGCUUUGCUGUUGAUUCCUUUCACGACUAUUUCUGUUCUAAUGAGGCUAACUGUCAGAUAUGAGGUUUGUCUUGAUGAGCAGGGAUCGUUGUUACCAUUUUGUGCGCCAUAAUAAGUUGCAGUGGAGACCCUGUGGUUGACCUUUCUCUGAAAAUUAUAUUUCUGUUCUCUGCUGGCAAAAAGUGAUAUUAUCUUGUUUGUAAUAUCCCAGCAUAUGACAUUGAUGUGGAUAGUCAGUUAAACCUUCGAUGAACUAUUGUUGAAAAGAAUUUGGUCAACCACAACUGGUAUGCGAGUACAGCAUGAAAUUGCAGCUGUGAAUUCCCAUGUGAAUAAAGCACUCCACAGACACGUGAUUUGAAUUGCUGCUGCUAGCGAUUUAAAUUGCAUGCAACAAUUAUGGCUUGUUUGCGGCAGAUCAUCACAGGUCACAGUGACAAGUCUGUACCAAACCCAAUGAUUACCGUUCCUGCAGACGAGAGAUCCCUUUGUCGCACAGGCAGUGAUAAUAGUCCGAGGUAAGCUGCAAUUUAAAUGGCUCGUUUGUUGAGUGCUUAACAGAUGGUUAACACAAGCAUUGGUGUUUAUAAGUUCUUCAGCAGGCACACUUUAUGGAUUUCUUUUUGUGAAAAACCUUUAACUCCAGGGUUUUGUCACAAUGUUGAAACAGCCACCUUGAUGAGAGAUAUCCCCCAACAUCAGCCUCAGAUAAGACCGGUUUGUGUGUUCUGGGGCUAGUCUUUAACAAUUAAAGGGUGUGUUGUUUCAGUCUCCCAUUGUGGGUAUAUUUUAUACAUGCAGACCUUCUUUGUGUUCCAAUAUUUCCUCCAAGGCAUUUAAUAUAAAGGAGAGACAGUUUUGAUCAGUUGUAACAAUGAUUUUGCUCUGGUUUUCCUUGGCAGUAGCUGUCGCAGGGCUCUCACCAUUCCUAUAUUUCCUAUAUUUUGAAGGUCAGCUUGGGAUAUUUCAUUUAUUCAUUUAUUUCCUGUCUUUCCAUAAAAAUCAGGACUUGAUUUUGACCAACCAUUAAUAUUGUUUAUAAAGGAAGUUGAGCAGUUACUGGUAUUACAUGUACAUCUAAUCAUAGGGAUUUUUAUAGUGAUAGAUUGUCAUUUUGAUCAAAACAGGCACAGAAAUUCCUAUACUUUCCCAUUUUUAGAGUUAUAUUUCCUAUACUAUUUUGGCCUAUUCAUGUUGGGAAACCUGCUGUCAUAUUUUUUUUCAAAUGUGGGAAACAGAUUCAGAGAAGAUUUAAUUUAAGUUAGGUGGUUCAAUUCUAGCCUAUGUUGGUAUUACUAUACUGCUAGUUGUGUUCUGUACUGUAAAGCUAUACUUGUACAACUUUACAUGUACAUGUAUGUUAUUUUCCUGAAUUGCAUUUGUCUCGGUCACUAUUGGUGUGUAUUCUUAAUUGCAGUAUGAGGUACAAGAUGCCCAAGACUUUUACACAAAUUACAUUUACAUGUAAUUUGUGUAAUGACAAAUCUUAAUUCCUUAUCAUACUACAUGGAAUGUGCUGUUUCAAUGCCAAUUUGGUUUACAUGUUUCUGUACUUUUAACAUUCCGAUCAUUUUGUGAUGGUUAUUACUAUGAAACCUCACUCAGGAUCCCUUGCAUUUUUCGCAUUGGCAGCAGGUUAUUAGUUUUUACUUCCUUAAUGGGCUGAAAAAAGUAAAAGCUGGUAGCCUUUUUUCAUGGUAGAGUGAGUAAAAGUAUAUUUUAGGCUGGGUUGGUGAAAGUAAAACCUGGUUUAUUGAUUGGGUUGCAGCCUUGAUAAGUUUCUGCAGAUGGCACAGCGAGGUGUGUACCUGGAGUCAUUCUCUCAGCAGAAGGUAUCUUGGUUAUUUGAUUGAUUGUUAGGGGUAGCUAUUAAAAUGGAGUAAUUUUCUCAGAAGAGUCAUUUUCUGGCAAGAUGUGUCAUUCGAGAUUUGGUUGACAGCCAGAUGAGUGAAAUGUUGCUGGCAGUUUUAUAUAUUCAAGCCAGGUGCGGCAAAUUGAGCUCAUUGGCUCACCGUAGGGAGUCUGUACAACACCGCUGUGUCCGUCAUCCGUUUUUGUCGUUGUUGUCUGUAUCCUGUAUACAGUAGCACCUUUCUUAACCGCUAGAGAUAUGAACUUGAAACGUUGUACACAGGACCCCCCAGGUCAGGUGACCUCUGACAAUGAAUUUCGGUCCGAUCCGAUUCUUGACUUGGCCAACAAGGGGCAAGAAGUGGAAACCUAAAAAGUGUGAUAUCUUUCUUAUGAGGGACUCGUUUUCCAUAAAAUGUUUAUGGUAGGUUCUCCUAGUAAGUAUAUAUCACAUGUCAUGUGGGUUUUUGAUUUGGCCUAAUUUUCAUGGUCACAUAGGUCUAAAGGCAUAAAUUGGCUGUUUAAGCAUAACUAUGGCACGUUUCUUAACCGCUAAAGCUAUGAACUUUUAAUUUGGUACACAUGACUACCUCCGACACCGAAUUUCAGGCCAAUCUGAUUCUGAACUUGGCAACCAGGGCUGGGUUGUUCAAAAUCAUGUUGGCUUUAACGGCGCCGUUUAGUCUUAACAUGAAAAUUCUAAUGGGAUUAACUGAAAGAGGUAACGUCCUUAAGGAUACUUAACGUAACCGUUAGGGAUUACAAGACUUUUGUGCUUUUGAAUUUGGUACACAUGACUCCCUACGUCAUGUAACCUCCGACACCAAAUUUCGGUUUGAUCUGAUUCUCGACUUGGCCAGCAGAAGGCCAAAACUAAAAAAGGUAAAAAGUGCAAUAUCUCGCUUAUUCAUGACUUGUUUUCGAUGAUAUAUUUAUGGUACGUACUCCAAGCAACGAUACAUCACAUGUCGUACCGACUUUGGUUUGAACUUUAUACUCUACAUGUAGCAUGUUUUAACCAGGAUGAAUUCCUAACCACCAAAUAUCUAUAUGGUGAGCACAAUGGCUCCUGGCUGUUUCAUUUUGUUUGGAAUUUUAACUCUCUGUCGCAUGCACUUGUUCUCAUGUCCAUACAACGACAUUGAGGGAGUUAUGGGCAAAGCAGACUAGGGUCUGAUGCGGAAUGUGACCCCGUCAGCCGGGGUCACACACCGAGGGGUUAAAAGUGGUUUAUCCAUAGUGCUACUAGGUGACUGCCAAAACAGUAUUUUAUUUUAAUGGUCUAGAUUUUUGCAGAUAAGAUGCUUUUAGUUAUAGUUCGUUUAGGUUUGAUAACUUUGUAAAUAAUUUUCUAACGAAAUGUGCCCUGUUUUGUUCUGAUUUCUCUUUGUAGUUGAGGGUGAAAGUGCGUGUUAUGUGUAAAAAAUAUGGUGUGAAUUUCGUGUGACAUAUUUAUGCAUUUGAUGAAAAAAUACUCGAUUAUAACAGUAAAUAUUUGUACAUUUCUUUGAGAAAAUUUGUAUGUUUAUUCAUAAACCUAACCAAAAUUCAAUACUACAGACCUGGAACUGUGUAUAAAACUAACAGGGGUUUCCAACCUCAGUAACCGGGUUAUCGCACCAAGUGAAGAAGCCUUGGAGACCGCCAGCGACAAGCUGAUAAACGCUCCAACAAGCCGAUAAUCUUUGCCGACAAGCUCCACAAUAGUUUUUAUUUGAUCCCUUUGUACACAUUUUGAUAGUCAAACUAUUCCUGAAAAAAAAGAUUUUUUCGCUGCUCAAAGAACAUUGUGUCAUGUUCCUGGAGUAUUCGGCAAUAAACGUAAUAAUUCCAUCACAUCAUAUGACUGACAAGUCGGCUUGCUUUCCAUAUACAGCGUUCGUAGUAGUGAUCUCAUUCGGAAGGCUACCUUGGGCGAUAGCCAAUCACAUCAAAGCCUGCAAAUCUGGGUGCCACUCUCUGAGCAAUAUGCAUAAUUUAUACGUUCUCGCUCUUCAGUGAUGGAGGCAUUACAUUUCAGUAUCAAAAGACGACGAUCUCUCAGGCAAUUCUGAAAGCUGUAAUCUCAUUGGAAAAUGCCUCAGAACGCAUCUCAGCACAUCUAACGUUAAAAAUUCCCAGACCCUCACUAGUAGUGCGCCUGCGGCAGAUAAUUGCACACUUUCAAAAACUUUGCGUACCGUCCGACAACCUCACCUUCUGGCAAGUUGGAAACCCCUGACUAACCAUAUCCAGAUUGGGAACAAAUGGAUGGUUUAGGGAUUGACAGUGAACUCACGGUUUUGUUGUCUCACCAUACACUACAGGGGUAGAGCUAAAAUGUAGGCUAGAACCAAGGUGCUUGGCCAAUGUUUGAAGCAAAAUGACAUUUCAACCCAACAGUUUUUGGUGGUCCUUAAAUUGUACUGGCAGUGCGCUAUCAGUUUUUGUUCUAUUAAACAUUGACUGCUUUCAUGUUUUUGUACUAACGGGAGUGGUUUAUUGUUGCAACACCAAAAUGGCUUCGGGCAAUCAUACUGUUAUUGCUUUCCAUGUAUUUUUACACGGAAAGCAAUUAUAAAACAUUUCAACCAAGGUAAUUUGGGGAUUUUUUAUUGGUGUAAUCAACAGUGAUAAUCUACAACUGUAAACAGACGAAUUUUAGGUGGUUGAGGUGUUUCAUUUUCGCAGAUUUCAGGGAUAACUGUGAUUUGCGAAAAUAUGUAUCGCGAAAAAGUUUUUUUGAUUAGAAGAUGCAAAAUAAAUUUCAUAAUCCGCCAAAAUAGAACUUGCAAAAUUUGGGGGUUUUCGGAAAUUUUUGCAAUUGAAUAGGCGCAAAAGUUUACACUGUUACGAUGGUUCAAAGUUUUGCCAAAACCUUUAGAGAAUACACAGCGAUAUGCUUAUGAUAUUUUUCCAAGGAAGGAAGCCGGAAGUCUGUAACCUCUGUGUGCCUCAUGCUUAUACAUGUUAUCAGGUUGUUAUCGACUGGUUUUACUAAAUCCAUGAUCAGACAUGACUAGAUUGGAUUUAUAAAUGGUAUAAUUUGAAUACAAAGAAUGUUGCAUGCAUAAACUUAAUUGCCAAAAUGAUGCUAUUCUAUUCUCCAGUUAAGAGGAUCUGUAGAAUCUGUGUUUUUUAACUCAUUAUCGUAUUGAAUGAACUCUGCUGUUCUGUUCUUCCAGCUUCCUCUUUGUAUUUUCCCUAACAUGCCUGAGUUGACUCUGAAACAGUCAGGUCCAUAUUGAUUAACCAAUUCAAUGUAUGAUGUUCGAUGUUCCUAACAACCCAACUAAUGUGAUGUAUAUUGUUUGACAUACAUGAUUUAUAUAACUACCCAAUGUAGGUUAAAGGUUUAUUUAUAGAUAUAAAUAAAUGAAAAAUAACAAGUA